AUGCUAUCCAGAACCAGCAGCCGGGGAGCUAUUCGCUCGUUUCUUUCGUCCUCUCGCCAUCAACCUCUCAUUGUCGCAACCGCCAGACCACAUAUACAGUCAAGGAUAGCCUGUCCAACGGCCGUCCGUUCAAUCCCACAGAGAGCAUUCCAUUCCUCUCCCCCAGCGUACAAGGGAAUCACACCACACUCUUCAGACCCUGCUCCACCGAAUCCUGAACCCAACCUUAUCGGAGUAAAGCAGGCCACAGAGCCAUCAUAUAUAUCCGAGCCAGACUACCGCGACCGCUCUGAGGAAUAUUUCAAUGUGUUGUUGGCUGAGAUAGAGAGGAUGCAGGAGGAAGGCGGAUCAGAGGUAGAGGCCGAGUACAGUGCCGGAGUUCUUAACGUUACUGUCCCUGGAGUCGGCACCUAUGUGCUCAACAAGCAGCCGCCAAAUAAGCAGAUAUGGCUUAGCUCGCCCAUCUCUGGCCCCAAGAGAUUCGACUGGGUUGUUCAGGGAGAUGAAAUGGCCGAGAAAGAAGGCACUCGGGCAUACAUCGGCGGACAGUGGAUAUACCUUCGUGACGGAUCGAAUUUGACGGACAUACUGAAUAAAGAGUUAAACUUGGAGAUGGGCGAAAAGAUCUAUGAGGAGUGA
Arthroderma uncinatum is the source of this 639-nucleotide messenger RNA. RefSeq names its product frataxin. Gene Ontology annotation, molecular function: ferroxidase activity; ferrous iron binding; ferric iron binding. NCBI's taxonomy places the organism in Eukaryota, Fungi, Ascomycota, Eurotiomycetes, Onygenales, Arthrodermataceae. Gene Ontology annotation, cellular component: mitochondrion. Gene Ontology annotation, biological process: intracellular iron ion homeostasis; iron incorporation into metallo-sulfur cluster. Bases 1 to 639 code for a protein of 212 amino acids. The transcript has 2 exons. The record is from RefSeq and is a predicted model, not a curated record.